Messenger RNA from Caretta caretta (loggerhead turtle), 2692 nucleotides. It is a transcript of the gene IL23R, whose product is annotated as interleukin 23 receptor. NCBI's taxonomy places the organism in Eukaryota, Metazoa, Chordata, Testudines, Cheloniidae. Gene Ontology annotation, molecular function: cytokine receptor activity; protein binding. The record is from RefSeq and is a predicted model, not a curated record. Gene Ontology annotation, cellular component: membrane.
AUUAGUCCCAGCCUCUUUAAAAUGCUGUGAGGUAGCAGGGAGUAGAGAAAAAAAGGAGCUGACUACAGAAAUGGAACAAUGUCCUGACAGAUGGCAAGAGGCCAUGCUUUUCCACUGACGUCAGCCACGGAUCAAUCAGGCCAUGGUGAGAUUUAAGGUGGCAGUGGUGCUCCACAUACUCUUCAGCUGGAUUUACAGAGGUGUCAUAAACGUUCGCUGCUCUGGAUACGUGUGGAUAGAGCCAGCUCCAGUCAUUCAGAUGGGUUUGAACAUUUCUAUAAAUUGCCACUCUACGGUAAACUGUCAAAUGGCAAAGUUAUACAUGAUACUAAAUAAAACUCAUAUAGAAGACAAAUUAUUAACAACAAUAAACAAAACUACAGUGCAACUUCAGCUUCAUGAUUUCAGGAAACCAUAUUCCACUGUCCUGUGUUAUGCCAAGUGUCCCAGCAAAGCGGCAAAUAUGGUAGUAUGUGGCACACAGUUUUCUGCAGGACAUCCACCGGACAGUCCGACCAAUUUAACUUGUGUCAUUUAUGAACAUUCAGACCACCUCACUUGUGCUUGGGAUGCAGGGAAGUACACCUACCUAAGUACUAAUUACAUUCUCUUCCUGAAGAGUUUACAGACAGAGGAGGAGAAAGCAUUUCCUUCAAAUGCAGCGCUCAACGUUUCAUUGAGCAAAUUACAAGGAGGCAAACUGUAUUCUAUUUGGGUCCAAGCCAAAAACGACCUAGGCACAGCACAUUCGGAUCAUCUGCAAGUUAACCUUGAGGAUUUAGUGAUACCAGCUACACCUGUUGUCACAAAUGUUGAAACUACAGACAGCUCAGCACCGAAAACCAUGCUCCACUGGAAAAAGCAAACAUCCAUGGAGAACGUAUAUUGUGAAGAGAGAUACAAAGCACUGGCAGACCAAACUUGGCAUAUGAAAGAAUGGGACAUAAAUGUGACAAGAGGGCCACACACAGACUACAGCCUGGAGUCGAACACAGAGUAUGAGUUUCAAGUGAGAUGCCGAUUAAUUCUUGCCAAAAGCUAUUGGAGUGGAUGGAGUGAGCCCUUUAUUUACACAACCCCAGAAGCAGCACCUUCUAAAAUCCUGGAUGUGUGGAGGGUUAUGGGUCCAGUAUACAUGAACGGUAGCCGAGAAGUCACAGUCUUGAUAAAGCCUCUUGCUCCAAAAGAUGCCAGAGGAAGAAUUCUGGGUUACACUGUGUUCCAUGAAAGCCAGGGAGAAUUGAUUACCUUAUGUAACACAUCAGACACCAAAUGCAAAGUUCUGGUUUCCCCACCAAUGCGUACCAUCCAUGUGACUGCAUAUAAUUCAAAGGGAAGUUCCAUGCCAGCCAGUAUAACAGUGACCCAAGAGCACAGUAAUUUUAACGAUUUCCUAUCCCCCAUCAACAUGCAGAUUAGCCAUGAUGACAACAGAGGAAUCUCUGUCAAAUGGGAACUGCCUAAAUACAUUGGAAGAUCAGUUCUGUGGUUCAUAGUUGAAUGGAUUUCUGCAGCUCAGCAUAAUCAGCAACAGGAUUUUUUAUGGAAGAAAGUCCCCAGCCAGGAUACAUUUACAUAUAUAGCGGGCGACAUCACAGCAGGAAUUCACAUGAACAUUUCAGUAUAUGCAGUAUAUCAUGAUGGAAUAAGCAAGCCAUGUCCUGGCCAACUCUAUCUGGUAGAUUUAGUGAAAAGGCUUCCAAACACAAGCAUUUAUACUGAACCUGUAAUCAUCACCACAGCUACAGGGGAGAUUUCCUAUGGUAAGAAGAUAGUAUUUCAGACUGGAGUUAACACAGCACUUGCAUCAUUGACACCAAAAUGGCUGACUGAAGAUUUUCCUAACGUGGAAAACAGCAGUGUGGUAAAGUCACUCCAGGAAAAAAGUGAUUUAAUGAGUAGCAAUUCCACCCAGUUGUUCUUGGAUAAUAAUGAUCCAGUCAUUACGGAAGUACUAGAGACAUCACUGCAAGAGGAGUGCAAGACCACAGACACCAAAAAGGGAAACAGAAAAGUGGCCACUGAGCAUAUGGACAUCUCUCAAAACUCACUGCUUGUCAGCACUCCAGAUACUGAGCAGAACAAUGGCUAUAAGCCCCAGGUUUCCAACAGAAGCCCACUGGGAAACGUAUUUAGUAAUACUUAUGAAACACAGUCCCAAGCACUGGAUCCAAACACAUAUCUCUCAAGUCAAGAUACACAUGUUUUCUUAAAAGAUUAUACAAGUCCUGUUACUUCCUUGUGGAAUGCUGAAGGAACUGGGAGCAAUAUGUUUUUACUUGAGAAGAUUAACCUUAUUUUAAACAGCAACAGAAGCGGACAGAGCAACACUUUCAAUACAACAGAUGAAGAACCUAAUAUGCUUUUGGAAAACCAGUGGAAGAGUCCACUAUCCACUGAAAAUGUUCAAGAGCAGACGUUAGUUCCAGAUGAGUUGGUCUCUUGCUUAGGAGGGGUGACUGAAGAAUCCAUAGGUAUAAAGUCCUAUUUUCCACAAACUGUUGGUAAACUAUUUCGAUAGAAAUAAUUGCAAUAAAGAAAUAAUACUAUUUUAUGGCCAUAAUACAUCUAUCUCUCUGAAUUUUCAAGCAUCAGAACUGAAAACCUAAUUCAAAAUCUGAAGUUCAUUGUCUUAAAUUGAAUCAAAAGACUUUUGGAUGAGAUAAAACACUUUGGGUCCAUAAAUCACUUA